Molecule: messenger RNA, 906 nt
Organism: Morone saxatilis (striped sea-bass)
Lineage: Eukaryota; Metazoa; Chordata; Actinopteri; Moronidae
Product: olfactory receptor 4D6-like
Biological process (GO): G protein-coupled receptor signaling pathway
Cellular component (GO): membrane
Molecular function (GO): olfactory receptor activity; G protein-coupled receptor activity
Source: RefSeq, a predicted model, not a curated record
AUGGAUGAUUUAAAUGUAACAUAUAUAACUCUUGGUGGCCACGUAGAAGUGCACAAAUACAGACAUCUUUAUGUUGUGAUCAUGUUUACAGCAUAUAUUCUAAUAAUCUGCUGUAAUUCCAUCAUCGUAUGCCUCAUUGUGAUUCACCAAAACCUCCAUGAGCCUAUGUACAUUUUCAUUGCAGCUCUGUUAGUCAACUCUGUUCUUUUGAGCACUGCUAUCUACCCAAAGCUUUUGAUUGACUUUUUAUCUGAAAAACAGAUCAUAUCUUAUCAAGCCUGUCUCUUUCAGAUUUUUGUCUUUUACUUUUUAAGCUGUUCAGAGGCAGCCAUGGCCUAUGACAGGUUUGUGUCUAUAUGUAAACCUCUGCAAUAUCCAACUAUCAUGAGAAAAACAACUGUCAGUAUUUUGCUGGUUUUAGCUUGGCUUGUGCCUGCUUGUGAGAUUGCGGUGGCAAUUGUACUAAAUAUUAACAACAAACUGUGUAGCUUUACUUUGAAAGGUAUUUACUGUAACAAUUCAGCUAACUAUCUUUACUGUGUAAGUUCAAGAGCACUAUCUAUAUAUGGUGUAGUUGUUCUGCUUAAUAUUACACUUUUCCCUAUGCUCUUCAUCCUGUUUACAUACACAAACACAAUAUCCUAUCGAAGUUGUGGAGAAGUCAGGAAAAAAGCUGCACAGACCUGUUUACCACACCUGUUGGUUUUAAUCACCUAUUCGUUUUUGAUUACGUAUGACAUUAUUAUAGUUAGACUGGACUCUGAUUGUCCAAAAACUGUACGUUUUGUAAUGACUUUGCAGAUGAUCAUGUAUAAUCCUCUCUUUAAUCCAGUCAUGUAUGGACUAAGGGUGAAAGAAAUUUCUAAACACCUCAAAAACCUGUUCCGUCAGGCCAAAGUGAACUAA